AUGGAAAAGGGAUAUCUUCAACAAGAAGGUGUUAACUUUCAUGAAACUUUUAGCCCUGUGGCUAAGCAGCCUACAAUUCUCUAUGUUGAUGAUAUCCUAGUCAUUGGUGGUGAUCAUUCUCUUCUUACACAGUUUAUUCAACAUAUGCAUACUGUGUUCUCUAUGAAGGAAUUGGGUACUGUGUCUUAUUUCUUGGGCAUCUUAGUUCAAACCUUGUCUCAUGGUUACUUCUUAUCUCAAGCUAAGUAUGCAACUGAGCUUCUUCACAAGGCUGGUUUAACUGAUUGUAAACCCUGCUUUACCUCUUUAACUAUCAAAGCUUCUUCUCAUUCUUCUUCUUUAGAUGGUCUUCCAUUUUCUAAUCCUUCUCUGUAUAGGAAUAUUGUUGGUGGCUUGCAGUAUCUCACCAUUACCAGGCCUGAUUUAGCCUUAGCUGUUAACCAGGCAUGCCAGCAUAUGCAUCUUCCUACUAAUGCUGAUUUUCAAGCUGUCAAACGAUUGUUGAGAUAUGUGAAAGGUACUCUUCACCAUGGUCUGCAAUUUACUUAUGGUCCCUUCUUUCUUCAUGCUUUUUCUAAUUCAAACUAG
Camellia sinensis is the source of this 588-nucleotide messenger RNA. The record is from RefSeq and is a predicted model, not a curated record. Lineage: Eukaryota; Viridiplantae; Streptophyta; Magnoliopsida; Ericales; Theaceae.